Molecule: messenger RNA, 987 nt
Organism: Triticum turgidum subsp. durum (durum wheat)
Lineage: Eukaryota; Viridiplantae; Streptophyta; Magnoliopsida; Poales; Poaceae
Source: the annotation of a GenBank genome assembly
AUGGCCGCUCUGGGCGCUCUUGGGCUCGCCGGCAUCUGCCGCGAGACCCUCCGCGUCAUCCGCUCCCGCCCCCCGGGCUUCACCUUCGUGGCCGGCACGGCGAUCGCGCUCUCCCUGAUCUUGCUCGCCCACGUCGCCUUCGUCGGCGCCCUCUUCUCCGACGCCGUCGCCUCCUCUGCCGACGCCGGCCUCCUCCGCCUCGCCGCCAUCUGGGCAAGCUUCUUCCUCUUGGAGGCCGCAUGCCUCCUCGCCAUCGUCGUCCAGUUGCUCGGCUCCGCCGCCUUCUGCGUCUUCUCCAUCGCCCCGAGUUACGGCUUCACCGACGAUCGCGACGCGCGCUCCCUCGCGCGCUGCCUCCGCGCCGUCCCAGAGUUCCUGCUGUCGAUCUUCCGAGGUGACUCCCGCAGCAUCGCGCGCCACAUCCGAGCCGUCCCCAAGGUUGCAUGGCGCCUCGUAGCCACCUCCUACGACGCCUUCCUCGUCCUCCUCGGCUACAUCACUCUCUGGGCUCCGCCUCCGCCUGGCCCGCCAAUCGGCAUCCCCGCCCUCUCGCCGCUGCUCCGGCUGAGGAGAGUGAAGCGCGGGCUGCAGCUGCCGCGGACGCUGCAGCUGCUGGGCGACGCCGCGUUUCUCAUCUGGGCGGCGCACAUCGGCACGAUCUGGCGCGUCGCCUGCGUGAUGUCUGUGCUGGAGGACGCCGGGGGAGUCGGCGCCAUGCAAAGGAGCGGCAGGCUCCUCGCCGGCAAGUUCUGGGCCGCGGCUGCCAUUUUCUCGACGCUCGACGGCUGCGCCUUGGCCGUGCAACUGGCCUUCAAGGCGCUGGUGGUGGACGACACGAUGGGCCUCAGCGUCUGGCUCCGGGUGGCCGCUGGGGUGGCGAUGGCGGCGGCGCUGUGGGCGGCGGUGAUGGUAGGGCUGGUGGCGCAGGUGGUGGUGUACUUCGUGUGCAAGAACGACCACCGUCAGCGACCUAGGGCGAGCCCCUAG